GUAAUUGGCUCCCUGGGUGCUGAUUGCCCCGCAGGGUAACGCCCUCCCGCGCGAGCGCAGAGGCGGCGGGAAGGCGUGCGCAUGCGCGGGGGGCGGCCUUCGGUGUGGGAAUAGCCCCGGGUGCCCUGAGGUUUCAUUCCAGAGAAACCGUGUCCUUGUUUCUAUAUGAAUGUUCCAAGUUUAUUUCAUUUUACAUUCUUACUGAGAGAAGUACGAACACCACUGUGGAGACAAUGGAUUUUGAGGAAGCAGCAGUUUUCUCUACCUGCAGCACCCUUACUCCAGGCAGCGGGAAAGAAGAACUCUUCCAAUCUCCUUGAACUAACUGAGGCAGAAUUAGAAGAACAGUUUGUGAGAGGGGAUGGCCCAGGAGGUCAAGCCACAAAUAAGACAAACAACUGUGUUGUCUUAAAGCAUAUUCCAUCUGGGAUUGUAGUGAAGUGUCAUCAAACACGAUCAGUGGAGCAGAACCGAAAGAGAGCCAGAGAAAUCCUGCAGGAAAAAGUUGACCUUUUCUACAAAGGUGAAGAUAGUGAUGUUUUUAAAGAGAAGAAAGCAUCAGAGAAGAAGAAGCAGGAGAAAAAAAGAAGAGCAAAGGAAAACCUAGAAAGGAAAAAGCAUUUUAAAGAGAUGCAACAAUUGGAUAAGAAAUAAACAUGUGAAAUGAAAUGCUGACUUGCCUUAGCAGGCACCCUCACCAGCUUCCACUAAGUUCUGACCUCCAGCAGCAAAGGGAUGCUGCUUCAAGAACUGAAGCCAAAGGGUGUAUUUUGAGAGCAAGGGAGACUCCUAGCAACUACCCUUCUUACAGAGCUCGACUGCAUCUGGAACUUGCCAUGGAUGGAAACGCUCCAGUAAUCUGUAGGCCCGCUCCUUUGUCUGUUCCUGAAUUUAAGCCUCUGGCAUGAAGGUUAAAUUUU
This is a messenger RNA of Cuculus canorus (common cuckoo), 920 nucleotides long. RefSeq names its product mitochondrial translation release factor in rescue (gene MTRFR). Gene Ontology annotation, cellular component: mitochondrion. Gene Ontology annotation, molecular function: translation release factor activity. Bases 166 to 654 code for a protein of 162 amino acids. The record is from RefSeq and is a predicted model, not a curated record. The transcript is spliced from 4 exons. Gene Ontology annotation, biological process: translational termination. NCBI's taxonomy places the organism in Eukaryota, Metazoa, Chordata, Aves, Cuculiformes, Cuculidae.